This is a messenger RNA of Spinacia oleracea (spinach), 5350 nucleotides long. Its product is annotated as mechanosensitive ion channel protein 9. NCBI's taxonomy places the organism in Eukaryota, Viridiplantae, Streptophyta, Magnoliopsida, Caryophyllales, Amaranthaceae. Gene Ontology annotation, cellular component: plasma membrane. Bases 2359 to 4968 code for a protein of 869 amino acids. Gene Ontology annotation, biological process: detection of mechanical stimulus; monoatomic anion transport. The record is from RefSeq and is a predicted model, not a curated record. Gene Ontology annotation, molecular function: mechanosensitive monoatomic ion channel activity. The transcript has 9 exons.
AUCAUAUCGCGGGGUUAAACACUUAAACAUCCCUUAUUUUCGCAGACCUUUCAAAUUUGAAACCCUAAAAUUUCCCCCAAUUCCGUGAUCGUUCUUUCAUGCUUCAUAACUCAGACCUCAAACCCUAAUUUACGUGGUGUGAUCUUCUCAUUGUUAAUCAUCAAACCUGGCAACAAUUAGAGGGUUCGGAGGAAAUUCUUGAUUCUUAGUUGAAGAUUGAGGUCUCCGUGCAACGGAAAUGGAAGUCAACGGAAAGUAUGACCUAAAAGUACCUUUAUUGGAAUCUCAGGGCACUAUGGGAGUUAACAUUUCUCAACCAAGUCCAAAUGGCAAUGAGGCGAUUAAAACGGCUACAUUCAAGACGGAAGGUAUUGAGUGUGGAUCGUGCACGACCUCCUGCAUAAAGGAAGCUGAAUGGAAUUAAGACUGUUCAUCAAUAUCUGGGAAAACUAUUGUCAAAUACAUGCCUGAAAUUAUCAAUAUCAUAACUAUAAGAGAGUCAUAGGAAAUGUUGGUUUUCAAGAAGGGUAUCCAGAUCAAGAAAAUAGCAGUAUGUCGACUGAAAAUUAUAUGAAAUUAGAAAUGCAUAAACCAGCUGAUCAGAAUCUGUAGUUCAUGCCCUUUUAGAGUUUUAAUAGCUGAAGGAGUAAAAAAGGUUGUUGUUUGCCUUUCUCUUGAGGAAGGCAAGUUACCCAAAUGUCACAAACCCUUAUCUGGAGGAAAAUGCUUGGCCCAAAGAAGAUCUUAUAAUCCCUGGGAACGAUGUAACAAACUCCAGUUGUUAAAGGUCCUAAAAGAGUAUGACAUUUUCGGUGAUUGUUAGUGCUAUGGUAUCCUGUAAUUUCUGCUAUCCGCAAAAUGUUGCAAACAGGUCAAUGGUGGUACUGUAAGUGAGAUUGGUUGCAUCAUAGUAAAUGGUACAGAUGUUGGAUCACAGACUGCCCUUCUUCAGAUGGUUCAAUUUGUGGAAGCUGUGUAGUUGGCUGACCAUAUCUCAAGGUUUUUUCUUCCACCUGUAAGUUUAUUUGUUUGCAUUACCAUAUAAUCAGUGUAUCAUGUUUUGUGUCCAAAUUUUGAAGUUGUUGAGUCAGGAAAAGACCUUAAUCAAUGAUUACAUAUAGCUGAAUAGAGGGAAUUAUCUAGGUCAUUUACAAGAAGCCAGGCUAGAUUUCGAAUGAAGGAAUUGUUAAGCAGAAGCUGUCUAGUAAGCCUUUAUGCCAGAAAAAACUCAACCCUGUCUUUGAAAAGAUUUACUACGCAUUUAAUUUACAGAACUUCACCAUGGCCUCCGCAAAUAGCACUGCAUCAUAGUCUGUUAUCACCUUUAACCCAAAAAAUAAAAUAAAUGAAAGUCUUUGAAAUCUUUGUUUAAGAUAAUGAGGUGUAAUAAUGUACAAGAAGUGCUAAAUUAUUUAUCUGUUUAGUUGCUGCAUAGUCUAGCUGGCCUGGUUGACUGUCAAUUAAAUGGGUUGAUCUAGUGAAAGGUUUUUGAUAGAGUAGCUGAAUAACCACUUGUACACUACUAAAGUACUAUGCAUAUGAACUGACAGCAGCUAUAUACGUACUACUAUACGUUUGAAGCCUUUUUUUGGCACCCAAAAAAUAUACCUUUCUUUUUGUUGUGGAUCGAACUCAUCAAAGCAACGAUCUACUCAAGCAUUAUUGUACUACGGGGUAUCAUAUAAUUUUUUUUCCAACUAAACAUUUUCGUUUGUAAUUAAUUGUUACAUUGAAAAAUCUGCAGUGACAACAUGCAUGAAAAGUCAAUGGGUGAAAUGAGGAAUAUAAUAAUGUAGUUCGUAUGUGAUGUCUGUUAUAAGUGUUAGCAUCUAGUCCUAUAGUAUUAGAUGUUGUAUAUAGUUAUAUACCCACAAGUGUGUAUCCCAAGUGGGCUACAAAGCCUACGAUGCUGCAUACUUCUUAUACUGUGAAUUAGUAUCAGGAAUUCAGGAUAGAACAUGACUUCUUUGGCUUUAUUUAUGGCAUUUAUCUCCAUUGUUAAAGAACUAAUUAAAGAUGCUUUUCACAUUUCCCGAGGAGUAAUUAACAAUGAAUUUAUCAAGUCAAGUCAACCAGAGAUGCUCUACGCAUUUCCUAAGGAGUAAUAACAUGAUCAUGAAUCAUUUAAGUCAAAAGAGCUAUAGCUGGCAUUAUUUUUAAUUAGAAUGUUCACAUGAACAUGAAGAACCAAUUAACUUUAAAAGUCAUUGUUUAAGGAGUACAAGUCUUAAUCUAGCACAAAUUGAAACAACCACACUCUAUUUUUUUUAGUAUAUACAGUAUACCAAGUUAGCUAGCUCAUUAACUCUCUAUCUUCAGUUUAAUAUCUGAACCUUGGUCCAUCCUUUUUCUGGAAAUAUGGAUCCAUUAAAAUUACACAGUAAGAGUGAUCCCGCUACUUCCCAUGAAAACCUCAACCAAGUUGUUUGUAGGUCAUCCCACAUCCAAAAUAGUUUUCCUCAUGUAGUAAACUUCGACGAGGAGGAUGAUUUUUCAACCAUGCCACCAAAAUUUGUUAGAAAGAAGCUCCGUUAUCUAACCUUGGAUUUAAUUGUGGGAAAUAUUAUACGCCCGAGUGCGUAUAUUUUACAACGUGUUGGUGUAUGGUUAAUUUGUUUUUUGGUUCUUUGUGUGUGUUUGGUGUUGAUGCCAAUCGGAGUUACACUGGUUUACUCUUGCAUAUUAACAGUUGCCCUUGCAACCUUGCCAUUGUUAAUUGUUUCACUUUUAAUCACACGGUUUUUUCAAUUCAUCAAGUAUGGUUAUGAUUAUAAAAAACUCACCAAUUUUAAGCAUCUGAUUCGUGGCUGGCUAUACAUAGAUGUAGCCAUGGUUUUGGUGGGUUUAUGGAUUUUUUUCCCAAUUGCUAAAUAUGUUCCUUCUUUAAAACAAGUGAUGGUUUUAGACUUACCGUUCACAAAAUGGGUUGAGAUAAUCACCAUUAUGUGUGGCUUUUACCUUAUUAGCUAUGUCAUAUAUUUAUUUACCCAUCAACUAACUCGGAUCAUUAAUGCUAGAUUAAGCCUUAAUGUUGCACAAGCUUGUUCAGAGAUUAUCGACGGUCUCAUUUUCUGGUGGGCGGAACAUGAGGUAAUAAAACGUGUUCCAACAUUUAAGCAGCAUGAAAUACUUGGAUUGCUCACCCGGAAGUGGAUCCGGGUAUCAAUCCUUGUCCUCAUUGGUUACAAUGUCAUUACUUUGUUUAUCCAUUUAACCGUGUUGUCACUUCGAAGCAUUUGCAAACAACGUGGUUCUCAGGAAGCAGCUCAUGGAGGGUUUUGGCAAAAUGUAUUAGGAAAACACUUGCAUACUAAAUACGUAGUGUAUUUUGCCAAUGGGAUGAAAUUGAGCAUCAGCUUCAUAAUGAGCUCACUAUUGCUUCUACUUUCUUGGCAACUGUACUUUGGCUCACGCCUAGACAUGAAGUUAGCCAAAGCCAAAAGUUUUUGGCAUUUUGGAUUAUGGACAUUUGUAAGUCUGUUGGUAUGCUCCUUUCUUUGGUUAAUCAAAACUUUUGUGUUACUAGCAUGGGAAGUUAAUACAGUGUAUCAUAGAUUGGAGCCUAGAAUCGUUGACAUAAGUCAACUAUUGUACUUUCUUGGCAUCCUUGGUUGCUCCAAACAUGAUAUUUUCAGAUUUCGACAUAAAAUUGCUGAAGGUUAUGAAGAUGAAACACCGGUAGGAACCAAAGGUGUUUUCUUAAGAAGUUAUAUUGGCGAUUCAAUAUCAAUAUUUUUCAGAUCUAUUUCAAAGGGGAGUAGCAAGAAACUGAUCGUAGAAAAGAAGGAAAUGGUCAAGAAUGACUUGCUGAUUCUGAAGGAGCAUCGUUAUCCGACCAUGGAUGAUUUACAACGGGCGAGUCAUUACUUCUUAAUGGCUAAAAAACAUCUGUUGAAGGAGACGUAUAUUUCCGACAUUCUGAAAACUUUUGAUCAAACUGGUGAUAAUAGGGAAAUUUUGAAGAAACUAAUUAUUGGCCAUCGUGAAGAACAAAACAAUAUUGAAGGGAAAUUACUGUUGAAAAUAUUCACCUUUAGUUCAAGAAAUAGCUGGUCUAUUCAUGAAGAAGAAGACGGAAAAGAGGAGCAAGAUCAUGUAGCACAGGACUCCAGUUCAAGUGAUGGCAAACAAAGCAAUAAUUGUGAGUGGGAACAUUUUGUUCGAUUGUUUCCGAGCAUCAGAACAGAACAUCCAAUUCCCUUAAGUGAAAUUCAAACUUGGGUGGAGAGGGCACACAAUCAGUGUAUGUUCCUAGCCAAUACUCUAAGUAGUGCAGAUGAAGUUUCAGGCUGUUUGAACAAAAUUAUCAGUUGGCUUCUAAUAGGUGCGACUUUCAUAAUGUGGCUUCUUCUUACUGGAUUGGCUACGACACAAGUACUCGUCCUCGUUGCAUCACCGUUGCUGGCCGCAACUUUUGUAUUUGGAAACACUUGCAAAACUUUGUUCGAAGGAAUCCUUUUUGUGUACGUUGUUCAUCCCCUCGACGUUGGAGAUUUAUGUAUCAUUGAUAAGAAUAUGAUGGAGGUUACAGCAAUAGGUAUUUGGACAACUACUUUCUCAAAGGUUGAUAUAUGUGGCACGCAAGAGGUGGUGAUAUAUCCCAAUUUAGAGCUGGCCAACAGAGUCAUAAUCAAUCACAAAACCAAGUUUGAUUGGAGUGAUUGUGUAGAAUUCAAUAUGGGCUAUGUGAGGAAUACGAACAUCAACCUGCAGCAAGAGCUAAGUGAUUCUGUUAAUUGUGAGUUGGUCAAGAAAAAGUUUGACAUUCUGCCAAGUUCUCUUAACCUGACUGUCUCAGCAGUAGGGGGUAGCAUCAAGUUAGUCAUCCGUCUGAAAUACAAGUCCGACAAUACAACAAGUUGGACGUACUCCGAAUGUCUCCGGCGAAAGGAUCAACUACAAGCUGAUUUUUAUUUACUUAUGCAGGAUGUUAUUAGCAAAUUCAAGGCUGAUCAAAAGGGAAAUUAGACUAGGUCAAUUGGGGAUCAAAUACUUCUAUUGAGGUUGUUACGGGUCUAAACAUCAAAGCAUGGAUUCUUGUUCAAGGAUUAGUUUGUUCUUUGUUUCGAUGGAUGUUGCUUCACAUUUUCGUGUUCAAGGAUUAGUUUGUUCUUUGUAUAGAUGGAUGUUGCUUCACAUUUUCGUGGCUCCGAGAUUAUGUAACGAAUAUGCCCGGCUUGGUGCGCACACACGUACAUUGACAAGCAGCAGAAUAAGAUAGCUAGAGGAUAAUUAUUACCGUGUUACAUAUUUAGGAAUAAUUCGAGCCAACAAAUGUAGGGAAAUUAAAUUUGUCAUUGAUAUCUUAUCUAAUUGUGCAUGACUGGUUUACUUCAAUGGUUUUUCUGGA